CGGUGAUAAAGUGACGCUAUUGGCUGGCGCGGUAGUGGCGCGCCAGUGUAAAGUUUACUGUUAGCUACAUCACAAGAGUCCUCACAUGACUACUAUGAGGCGCUUUUUGAUCACCUAUUGAACUCAAUUGGACAUGUAAAUGACAGCGAGGACAUGCGCCGAUAAGUGAAGAGAGUUGUCUGUCAAGAUGAAGUGAAAAAAGUUGUUUGAUUUCUGGUUCAGUUGGGUUUCAUCCAGCUAGCGCUAAGCUAACGCAGAGCGCGCUGCGUUGUCAUUUACUCUCAGCUGUUUGUUAGCUAACAGAGCUACAGGGACCCAUCGGUGCUGGAUCAGGAUGAGUUCCGCACGGGAGAUAAAACAGCUGCAGAAAGCAAAGAGCAAAGCACAGAGCAGCAACAACUUAAAAGAGGAAGCAAACAUCUGCAAUCAGCUCGGAGAACUGCUGUCCAGAAAUGGUGAUUAUGAGGCUGCCAUUAGGGAGCACCAGCAGGAGCUAUCGCUGUCUGAGGUGUUGAACGAUGUGAUUGGACGAGCUGUGGCCAAUCGUAAGAUAGGAGAGUGCUAUGCAGAGAUGGGAAACACUGAGGACGCUUUGAAACACCAGCGACGUCACCUGGACCUGGCUCGCUCUGUCAGAGACCAUGCUGAGGAGCAAAGGGCGCUGGCCACUAUUGGUCGAACCUACCUCUUCUGUUAUGAAUCGGACCAGUCGAGGAGCAGUUUAAAGCAAGCGGAGGAGGCCUUCAGGAAGAGCCUGGCCAUUGUGGAUGAGCGUCUCGAAGGGACUGUGCCAGGACGAGAGAUUAGUGAGAUGAAGGCACGUCUCUUCCUCAACCUGGGUCUGGUCUGUGAUCAUCUGGGGGAGCCCAAACGUUGCAGCGAGUUUAUCCGAAGAAGUGUCUUCAUUGCAGAGAAGAGUCAGCUGCUGGAGGAUCUCUACCGUGCAAACUUCAACCUGGGCAACAUCUACUUCCGUCAUGGUCAGAAGUCAAACGCAGUGCGCUGCCUUGAGCAGGCCAAAGAGUGCGCCAGGAAGAUCAAAGACAAGUUCAGUGAGAGCGAGUGCUUUCACUGCAUUGGCAAGGUGCAGCUGUCUCUGCCUGAUUUUGUAGCAGCCAGACGGUCUCUGAAGAAAGCUCUCCGUCUGGGUUCCCAGCAGCCGAUGGACAGGCAAGCAGUGAAGAAAGCUUUCAGAUAUGCGGAUCAGGGCUAUAAACUGGAGGAAGAGUUGGGGGAGGAUCAGGGCAAAAGGCUGAGCUCCCAUCAGGCCGUGGGGCUGGCGGAGCAGCUGGGUGACCUUUACUGUAAGGUUGGCUGCUACAGCAAAGCUCUGGAUGCAUAUCAGGCUCAGCUGAAGGGAGCUGAGGCUUUGGGGAAGCCUGCCAGGGAGCUGGCCGUCAUCCAUGUGUCUCUGGCUGCGACCUACACAGACCUGAGACAGCACAGCAGGGCAGUGGAGCACUACAGACAGGAGCUGGCUCUACGACAGGGCAGCGCUACUGAGGAGUGUAGCACGUGGCUGAACAUUGCAGCAGCUCAGGAGGAGAGCGGCUGCUCCUUGGAGGAUGCAGACAGCAGCUACAGCGAGGCCUCCCGCUGCGCUCAGAGGACCGGCCAGAGCAGACUACAGAAACGUGUGCUGAGGCUCUGGCUGGCGUCCCAGAGACGCCACGGCUCGCUGAAUGCUGAUGAGACGGAGGCGAGGCUGCAGGAGCUGUGUGCUGCCGAGGGCUGGAGUCCAGAUGGGAGUGAUGGUGAGGAGGAUGAAGAGGAAGAGAUGGAGAACAGUGAACCUCUGGAGGACAGUGACGUGGUGCUCUCAGACUCAGAUGAUGAUUUGGAGGGUUAUGACAAGUUGGUGUCGGGAAAGAGGAAGGUAGCAAGAUGGAACAAGAGGAAUGAGAAGGGCGAGACGUCUCUGCACAGAGCGUGUAUUGACGGAAACCUGAAGGAGGUUCAGUAUCUGGUGCAACAGGGUCACCCAGUGAACCCCAGAGACUAUUGUGGCUGGACUCCUCUUCAUGAGGCCUGCAACCACGGUCACUAUGAUAUAGCAGCCGUGUUGCUGGAGCAUGGUGCUAAUGUUAAUGAUCCCGGUGGUCCCUUAUGUGAGGGAGUGACUCCUCUGCACGACGCCCUCGCUUGUGGAAAUUUAAAAGUGGCAAGACUGUUAGUGGAACGAGGGGCUUCUGUGUCCCUACGCAACUCCAAGGGCGACAGCGCCAUGGACACGCUGCGUCAGUGGCAGAGGACCUACAGCAGAGAGCUGGACCAGGAGACCAAGCAGGAGUGCAUGGCUACAGAGAGACUACUGAGGAGGGCUCUUGCAGGAGGAGUGCCUGCUGCUCCGGCCCCGGCCAAGCCUUUCGACGCCCUGCAGGACAGCCAGCUGUUUGAUGCCGAGCACUCUGAGCCGCUGGAGACCUCCGGAGGGGCCUAUUCCUCCAGCCAGGACUGGCCCCGACCCAGCAGGACUCCAGAGGUGAAGGAGGUACCUGGCAGCCCUAAAAGGAGGCAGAGCAACGGCUCCACACAGCGGCACAGAUCCAGAGGGACGGAGGCUUCUGUUCUGUACGGGAAGAACAGCAGCUCCUCCGAUGACAGCGACUCCGACAGCCCCAUCAGUCCCCUCCGGCCCGUCCGCUCCAGACACAGUUUCCCAGCAGCCUCCAGCCAAAGGGAAGUACCCCCAACAAACAAGCAGGCCAACCCCGUCCUCAGCUCCAGUCGGGAAAGUGUCAGGGAGGCUCCCGCGCCGUCUGGCUCGGCACGAGACGAGUACCACAGCGCCAUCCGAGCGCUGGGCAGCGCCAAAACUCUCCUCCAGGGUCUGUCACAGCCUCGCUUCUCCAGCACGCCAGCUGUUUCCGCCAGCAACAGAUCGGCCCUGGUUCCUGAGGAGGAGUAUCUGGCUGAUGAGUGGCUGGAGGACGAUUUGGGGGAAAUCCAGCCGAAAAAGAAGAGGAGGCUUCGAGUGGAACAGAACGGGAUGAGAGGGGAGGACGCGGCCUCAAGAAGUCAAAACAGGAACUCAAACUCUGACACCAGCAGAGGUUCUGCAGUUCCUUCGUCCUCCAGCAGGGGUCUCUCUCAGAAAAAGAACAGCUCUCAGAGGCCUCACCAGGUCAAAAUGACUCAGAUGCCAGGAUUAGUCCGACUGGGCAGACGAGAGGUCAACAGGUCAAACAGCCCCACAGUUACAGACGAUGACGACAUGAGACCUGAGACACCUCCACCCCCACAAAUACACACACAGCCUCCAAAUGUGGCUGCUCCCAUGCCUUCAUCACUGCCUCCACCCAUCAGAAUGAGAGUCAGAGUUCAGGAAGAUGUUUUCCUCAUCCCAGUUCCACAAAGUGAGGCGGACUCGUGCACCGUGUCGUGGCUGUGUGAGCAGGCCGCUCAGCGUUACUACCACAAGUGUGGCCUCCUGCCUCGCCUCUCGCUGCAAAAGGAAGGUGCUCUGCUCUCCCCGCAGGACCUGCUGCUGGCUGUCCUGCACACCAACGAAGAGGUUCUGGCUGAAGUUUGCUCCUGGGAUCUCCCUCCUCUCCCUGAGCGCUACAAGAAGGCCUGUAACAGCCUGGCAGUGGACGAGAACAAGCGUGUCACCCAGCUGUGUGAGGUGCAGGAUGGGAGCCCGUCUGUGUCGGUGUGCGGCCUCAGCUUGCCUCCCUCCUCCCUCAACCCGCUCCUGAGGGCCCUCAAACUGCAGGCCAGCCUCACCGAGCUGCGGAUUUCUGGCAACCGUCUGCACGACAACCUUCUCCCCGAGCUGGUCGCCGCAACAAUAACCAUGCCCCGGCUGCGUCUGCUGGACAUCUCUGCCAAUGGCAUUACAGGGGAAGGGCUGGAGAAGGCAGUGAACGCUUUAAAGGGACACAGUCAUCCUGCGUUUCCGUGCCUGGAGGAGCUCGACCUCAGUAUGAACCAGCUGGGCGACGGUGUGUCCGAGUCCCUGUCCCGUCUGCUGUCCUGCUGCCCUCUGUUAACCAAGCUGUCUCUGCACGCCUGUGGCCUCACCGCCCGCUUCCUGCAGCAGCAUCGGCUGCUUCUGGCCAACGCUCUGACAGGAUCGGGCCACUUGAAAUCUGUCUGUCUAUCCCACAAUGCACUGGGCUCCACUGGCUUUGAGCUGGUGUUGAAGACCCUGCCCCUCCACUGUCUCACACACCUGGACCUGUCUGCCGUCCGCAGGGGCCCGGCUGAUUCCCCGGCGCUGGAACACCUCGCCAAAGUCCUGUCUCAGGACGAGUGUUCACUGACCCACCUGAGUCUGGCAGCAAACGAGUUGACAGACAGCAGUGUAGCCACCUUGGCCAGAUGUCUUCCGUCAUGUCCGACCCUGGUGAGCCUGAACCUAUCAGCUAACCCGUCUGUGACCUCAGCAGGACUUCACAACAUCCUGACGGCUCUCAGAGAGGCUGGGCGACCUCUGAGCCUCCUAAACCUUCAAGGCUGUGAGGUGUCUGGUCCCUGGGACAGUGCAGGUCUGGAUGGUUUGUCCGAGCUGGUCCAGGAUCUCCGUCUUUGCUCUCAGGGACUCAACAAGCUGGACCGUCACAUCUUGAAGCAGAGCUGGGGCAGCGGCCGGGCUCGUGGGCACUUCAUCGACCGGAACAGCCAGUGUCUGCUCUCUGCUGCAGCCUCCUCGUGAAGUCGGGGGGAAUCGGUUGUGGCAAAUCGUUCAUCACUGACACUGACUUUUGAGCCAUGUGAAAACAUCAAGUUUUAUAACGAGAGUGCAAUUCCUUUAUUGUUUCCUUCAGUGAGCAGGGAUCGCUUGAGGCUGCGUACUGGAAAUGAGCCUCCAGAAUCACACAAUGCAACUUUAAACCUGCAAAAGACGCAAACUGCUUUAAAAAGAAAGCAGGGACAUGGCAUCUACAGACAUUCUGUGUAAAUGACUGAUUUAUAUGUUUUAUAUAUGUUGUACGUCUUUUUAUGUGUAUGUGUAAGUCUCUGUUAGCAGUGUGUUUUGUGUAUGACUUGAUAUGUGUUAAAAAAAAAAAACAAUUAAAGUGACUCAUGAUGCUUUUGUCUAAGAUUUUUUUUCUUUUAUAUCAUAAAACAUCGAUUGCCUGAAUCUCCUACCUUUGUGGUGUAGACUUCAGAAGUUUGGUUAACUCUAUCAGUGUAUUUGUUCAAAAUUUAAGUAACAUUUGAACCUUUUUUUGAACAUGUCUGCAUCUGAUCAUGUGACCAUGUCAACUCACAAUUACAUAAGUACAAUAAUAGACACAUUAACAAGAUAACACCCUCCUCACUAUCGUACUACCCUUGGUCAAUUUUCCUUAAAAUACAGAGGAUCAGCACUCUGGAAUGAUCAAUUUAAUAUUUACAUCCAGUUUUCCCCUCUGAAUACAUACAAGAGCAGUUUAGUGGCUCACACACACACAUUUCUUCACUUUUGUUUUAUUUUACUUUUAAUAUUAUAAUUCUGCUUAAUUUUAAUGUCAUUUUUUUUCCUAUUUCAUAAUUACUUGUUUUUAAUUUAACUGUAGGUAGAGGCCUGUAGAAGCCCUUUUGAGUUUCUUGCGCUACCUUGCACCUUCCUUUUGUUGUUAUCUCUUUAUCCUUGUCUUUUGUCUUAUUGUGCAAAAUAAAAAUAAA
This is a messenger RNA of Centropristis striata (black sea bass), 5613 nucleotides long. RefSeq names its product tonsoku-like, DNA repair protein (gene tonsl). Gene Ontology annotation, molecular function: protein binding. The record is from RefSeq and is a predicted model, not a curated record. Lineage: Eukaryota; Metazoa; Chordata; Actinopteri; Perciformes; Serranidae. The transcript has 28 exons. Bases 335 to 4657 code for a protein of 1440 amino acids.